Molecule: messenger RNA, 723 nt
Organism: Dujonia railenensis
Lineage: Eukaryota; Fungi; Ascomycota; Pichiomycetes; Serinales; Debaryomycetaceae
Source: the annotation of a GenBank genome assembly
AUGAUGGAUAUGGGAUCUGCUACCAGUAGUCUGGGAAUGGCGCUGAGCACCAUGGCCGGAAUGGAUAUGGCCUCUUCAACAUCUUCUUCAAUGUCCAUGUCUACCUCUCUGUCCGACAGCAUGGACAUGGACAUGGCCUCCAUGCACAUGUAUUUCACUACAGACUACAAUAACUAUCCGGUGCUCUUCCUGACCCUUAAGGCAGACACCAAGGCCAAGGCCUUUGGGAUAUUUGCGCUCUUAUUUUUCAUUGCAUUUACUGUCAGAGGUAUAGAAUUUACGAGAUUGUACUUGGAACAGAAGGUGUGGAAAAAUCCUGCUUUCCUCGGCGGGGACUGCGGUGCACUUACUACCAACGAACUGAGAUCCUCGUUGAACAGGAAAACCGAUGCUAGUACUGCGGUUAUGGAGGCUGUAGGCUGUUGUGGUGGUAAGGAAAGCGAGGUGAGCAGUGAAGAAGUCGAACCUUUGGAAGGAAACAUACCCGGGGCUCGUGACCCUCACCGUUUAAGGCUAGCAUCUUCAUUAUUCAGAGACUGUAUUAGAAUAGUACUCUGUAUCAUUCCUGAUAUGUUCUCAUUCGCCUUGAUGUUGGCAACGAUGUCAUUUUGCUUGGUUUAUUUCUUUGCUGUUGUUAUAGGAUUAGGUUUGGGCAGGUUUUAUUUCGAAAAAUUGUCCAUGAAGCAUAAUUUGAGAGCAGUAACCAGCGGGUAUUGUGGAUAG